This is a messenger RNA of Pseudocercospora fijiensis CIRAD86, 1398 nucleotides long. RefSeq lists its product as uncharacterized. Gene Ontology annotation, biological process: transsulfuration. Gene Ontology annotation, cellular component: cytoplasm. The record is from RefSeq and is a predicted model, not a curated record. NCBI's taxonomy places the organism in Eukaryota, Fungi, Ascomycota, Dothideomycetes, Mycosphaerellales, Mycosphaerellaceae. Gene Ontology annotation, molecular function: pyridoxal phosphate binding; cystathionine gamma-lyase activity. Bases 6 to 1265 code for a protein of 419 amino acids. The transcript has 2 exons.
GAAAAAUGACGGUGCCGGAACUCAACGAGCAUGCUCCUAUCGACACACCUCCACGCGCGCCCUCUCCAGUGCACAAGUUUGGCACCCUCGCCGUCCACGCUGGCUCACCACACGAUCCAGUGACAGGAGCUGUCAUUGAGCCAAUUUCUCUCAGCACCACCUUUGCCCAGCGCUCGGUUGGUGUUCCUGUCGGCGACCAUGAGUACACCCGAUCCUCGAACCCGAAUCGAUGGAAUUUUGAAAACUCAAUAGCAGCACUCGAAAAGGCAAAGUACGCCCUAGCCUUUGCAUCCGGGUCGGCAACAACAGCAAUCAUUCUGCAGAGUUUAGCGGCUGGUAGCCACGUCGUCUCGAUUUCAGACGUCUAUGGAGGCACACACAGAUACUUCACGAAGGUUGCGUCAGCACACGGCGUGCGUGUGACCUUCACGCCCAGCAUCGAGCUAGAUAUCGAAGAGCUGAUCACACCGGAGACGAAAUUGAUCUGGAUUGAGACACCAUCCAACCCGACUCUGUCGCUGACGGACAUUCGACUCGUCACCGAUGUCGCGCACAAGAGCGGAAUCAUGGUCGUGGUGGACAACACAUUCAUGUCGCCCUACGUGCAGAAUCCGCUUGAUCAUGGCGCAGACAUCGUGGUCCACAGUGUAACCAAAUACAUCAACGGUCAUUCAGACGUGCUGAUGGGAGUCGCGGCGUAUAAUUCAGAUUCGUUGCACGAACGACUAAAAUUCUUGCAGAACGCCAUUGGUGCUGUGCCCAGCCCAUUUGACUGCUGGCUCGCUCAUCGUGGAGCUAAGACCUUACAUUUGCGAGCAAGAGAGGCCAGCAAGAAUGCACAAGCUGUUGCGGAAGCGCUCGAGGCUAGUCCGCAUGUUAUUGCCGUAAACUACCCCGGACUCAGUUCCCACCGACAACGCAAGAUUGCUAUCAAACAGCACCGGAAUGGCAUGGGCGGAGGAAUGCUUUCAUUCAGAAUCAAGGGUGGCAAGACAGCAGCUGAUCGGUUCUGCGAGGCCACAAAGAUCUUCACACUCGCUGAGUCUCUCGGGGGCAUCGAAAGCUUGUGCGAAGUACCAGCCAGCAUGACUCACAUGGGCAUUCCAAAGGAGAGUCGCGAGGCCGCUGGUGUCUUUGAUGAUCUGGUUAGGAUAUCAUGCGGUGUCGAGGAUCAGGACGAUCUGGUUGCGGACGUUCGACAAGCGCUUGAAAAAGUGGUUGUCGCCGCGAAAGUCACCAAUGGCGCCGUCAAUGGUCAUUCGUGAGGUACGACUGAGGUGGAUGUGUGCAUUUUGAUAGAGCUCUUCUGGUUCAGCGAGGGUUUAGAUUCCCUUGAAACUGCAAUCAAAACUUGAGAUACCCACAAUUACAAUCAAUGAAUCGGCAGCUGUCAUUUUC